This is a messenger RNA of Oreochromis niloticus (Nile tilapia), 396 nucleotides long. RefSeq names its product ataxin-8-like. The record is from RefSeq and is a predicted model, not a curated record. The transcript has 3 exons. The annotation marks the transcript as partial. NCBI's taxonomy places the organism in Eukaryota, Metazoa, Chordata, Actinopteri, Cichliformes, Cichlidae.
CCACAACUACAGCUGCCCCAACAACAACAACCACAACAACUGCAGCCCCAACAACAACUACAACAACUGCCCCCACAACAACAACUACAGCUGCCCCAACAACAACAACAACAACAGCUGCCCCAACAACAACUACAGCUGCCCCAACAACAACCGCAACAACAACAACAACAGCGGCCCCAACAACAACUACAGCUGCCCCAACAACAAUAUCCCGACAACAAGUACAACCACUACAAAAGCAUCAGCAACUACCCCAGCAACAACCACAGCCACUACAACAAGAUCAGCAACUACCUCAACCACAUCUACCCCAACAACAAGUACAAGUACAACCACUACAACGACAAAAGCAACUACCCCUACAACAACCUCAACUACCCCAACAACAACUAG